Molecule: messenger RNA, 2831 nt
Organism: Brachypodium distachyon (stiff brome)
Lineage: Eukaryota; Viridiplantae; Streptophyta; Magnoliopsida; Poales; Poaceae
Exons: 11
Coding region: 161-2632 (823 amino acids)
Source: RefSeq, a predicted model, not a curated record
CUCUCCACUACUCCCUCUGGGCUGUAGCCUACAUGUAGCAAGGCGAGACACGAACAAACCAAGCACGGCGCACUCCUCCGCCCAUCCAAUGGAAUCGACGCAAGGUGCGCGGCGCCCCGCUCCCCGCCACUAGCCGACCGAGGCCUAGGCCUCCGACAUCAUGCUCCUGCUCCAGCCCCCUCGCUUCCUGCCGCUCCCACGAUGCCGCCUCGCCGGCCGCCGCCGCCGCCGCGCUCCCGCGCCGGCCCUCGCCUUCCACUCCCAGUGGAAGCUCCCCGACGUCGACACCGAUGCGGUGCAGGAGCGGGUGCGGUCGUGGCUCUCCAAGGCGCGGGGCGCGGUCGUCGACGCCGCGCAUGCGGCGCGGGACAGGGGGAAGCACAAGGAGGAGGCCGAGGGGAGGACGAAGCAGCGGAAGGAGGAGGUGGAGGAGCAAGCGGUCUUCAUGGUGCCGGAAAUCACCGUGGAGCGGCGAGUCGGCCGUGGAUGGCUCUCCCUCGACGCCGUUGUCGCCAUCGAGCAAUUUGCUAGGUUGAAUGGGUUGACUGGGCGGAAGUUGCAGCGGAUCUUUAAAGCACUCGCUCAUGAGCAUGUCCAUAGUGAUGCUCGAAGUCUAGUUGAAUAUUGCUGCUUCCGGUACUUGUCGAGAGAUAACUCCAGCUUUCAUCCAAGUUUGAGGGAGGUUGCAUUUCAAAGGCUUAUCUUUGUCACUAUGCUUGCAUGGAAAGAUCCAUAUGAUGAAGACAAUGAUCCACAUUCUUCACUAGAAAACUACUCUGUACUGGGAAGACUUGUUGGAGAAGACGCCUUUGUUCGCAUUGCUCCCGCCGUGGCAGGUGUUGCUGAUGUUUCAACCGCUCAUCAUCUCUUUAGGGCCCUUGUUGGCACGGAAAAGGGACUUACAUUGGAUCUGUGGACAACAUACCUUGGUGAACUUUUGAAGGUUCAUCAUGGGAGGCAAACACAUAAAAUUGGAGAUAAUUUUCUGUCUGACGAGCAAGUCCUGUGCAUCGGUUCUAGUAGAAAGAGACCUGUUUUAAAAUGGGAGCAAAACACUGCAUGGCCUGGACACUUAACCUUGACCAACAAGGCACUCUAUUUUGAGGCCAUUGGACUGGCAGGUAUGAAGAAACCAUUGAGGCUUGACCUUACAGAUCAUAAUACAAGGGUUCAGAAAGCAAAGGUUGGACCAUUCGGAUCCAGGCUAUUUGACUCUGCUGUAUCUGUUUCAUCUGGCUCAAUGUCAAAUGAGUGGACAUUAGAGUUUGUUGAUUUUGGCGGAGAGAUGAGACGAGAUGUAUGGCUUGCAUUCAUCAAUGAAAUUAUCUCUGUGUAUAAGUUCAUUCGUGAAUUUGGACCAAGUGAUGAUGAUCCAGCCAUUCAUCAUGUAUAUGGUGCCCACAGAGGUAAGAAAAGAGCUGUUAGUAGUGCAGCAAACAGUAUCGCAAGGCUUCAAUCUCUGCAAUUCAUACGAAGAUUACACGAGGAUCCAGCUAAAUUAGUACAGUUCUCCUACCUAUCGGGUGCACCAUUUGGGGAUGUUGUUCUUCAGACCCUAGCAGUGAAGUUCUGGAGUGGAAAACUAAAUGCAAAUUCCAAAGUAGCAAAUCAAAGAUCUCCUCAAAGGCAUAAACAUUCCGAAGGCUCAUCUAGUGGUCAGUCACAUGUUCUUGACAUAGACGGUAGUGUGUAUUUAGGCAAGUGGAUGACGUCUCCAAGCUGGGCGUCCAGCCAUUCAGUCAGUUUUUGGAGAGGCUCUUCAGUCAAGCAUGGUGUAAUAUUGAAUAAAUCAUUAGUUGUAGCUGAUAAAAGUCUAGUAGAGAAGGCGAUGGUUGCCUGUCAAGAGAAGAGCAAAGUAGUUGAGAAGACACACGCUACAAUUGUUGCUGCUACUAUUGAAGGUAUUCCAAGCAAUAUUGACCUCUUCAAGGAACUUCUACUUCCCUUUGCAAUAAUGGCUGAAAAAUUCAACGAACUUAAGCGCUGGGAGAAUCCGCGUUCAACCGUUUGUUUUCUACUAUUAGUUUAUACCAUUAUUUUCAGGAACAUGAUCUCUUAUAUUUUCCCAUUUACCUUGAUGGCGAUGUCCCUUUCCAUGCUUGCCCUGAAAGGGCUGAAAGAACAAGGCCGGCUGGGCAGAUCUUUUGGCCAAGUGACAAUAAGGGAUCAACCACCUUCCAACACAAUUCAAAAGAUAGUAGCUCUUAAAGAGGCAAUGGCCUCGGUGGAAAAUUAUCUCCAGCACCUCAACGUCUCUCUUCUGAAGAUGCGCACAAUUUUUUUAGCAGGCCAACCUGAGGUAACAACUCAGGUCGCUCUUGUUCUUCUAGCUUCCUCUGCCGUUCUUCUCGUGUUUCCUUUCAAAUACGUCCUUGCCUUCUUCACACUUGAUCUCUUCACAAGGGAGCUAGAGUUCCGUAGGGAAACGGUAGCAGCGUUCAGAAGGUUAGUUAAGGAACGCUGGGAGUCGAUACACGCUACCCCUGUGACAGUGUUGCCAUACGAGGGUGGCGAAAACGGCAACAGGACACUACCUGCAAGAGCUUCCGGGCAGACAGAAUCUAAAGGCGUGCAAGACCAAAGCAGUGACACUUAUGUGAACUCAAGUAGUACUGGAAUCCGCACCUCGUGAUUUUUGAAGUGUUCUGCUGUGUUGUAAUGUACAGCUGUAACUUGUACAUAACUAGGCAUAGUUAAGUUUGUCGUACCAAAUUCGAGGAUUUUGCAUGGGCUUUUGGAAAAACAGCAACAGGAAAAGGAGAACACCAUAAACUGCCAUGGGAUAGUUCAGCUACCUUCUAAAAGAUCACGAGCAACCAUUUAGUAUUUCA